AUGCGUCUCCACCUUGUUAUCUCGCGCCACGGCUUGCCGGUGACGCGAAUUCUCUGGACGACCUCGGCAUCAUCUUCAGGAGAAUACGGUGCUCGUCAUCCCGCGCCGACAGCCGCUGUCGCAUCAUCUCGGAACCCGAACGCCGCCUUCUCCAAUGGCGGGUACACAGUCGCACAGCUCCUCGAGGAUGUGAAUGAAGUUGUGCCACUAGAGACUGAACCACAUGUAUUUGAUGAGGAACUAAGCGGUCAGUGGGGGUUGGAAGAUUAUGUGGUCGAAGUAGCUGGCUCUGAAUGCUUGCAUUUCAUGGAAGUUGAUGGUUUGCUUCGAGAUGGCGAUGAAGUUGUGUAUGUCUGCGAAUUACAUCUCACUACACAGUCACAGAUCGCUAACUUGCUCGCAUAUAGGAUUCGAGCUCUCCAGCUUGCAGACCUUCGGACCAGGCGACUUUGUGGUCGCCACCAGAUUACGUCUGAGGGCAAGCAUUUGAUUGACGGCGUUCCUUUUGGCUCGCCUUUCUUGAAAAGAUCUACUACAACACGACCGGCGAUCACUAUUCCACCCCGAAAGAAGCGGCGAACUGUCUUCUCGGGCUGGGAGCACGGUCCAGAUUUCCCGGGUGAAGGUGCUGCCCUCGAUGACACCGCCGAUGACGAAGGUGACGGAGAUUGGGCACCUCCUCCACAAACUGGAUUUGGUAAAGAGCUCUCUAUCAUGCCACUCGAGCAUGAAGAGUCCAUGGGAACGGUCAUUCGUCAUCCUAUUGAACACCUGGCGGCGUCUGAAAGUGAAGAAGAUCUGUCGGAUGUGGAUGAAAACGAAGAUGAAGAUGAAAACGAAUUGGAAAGUGAACUUCAAGCACUGAAGGAAGACUUCGAGGAAUCAUCUCAAUUUGUUGACAUCAGAAACCAAACCCGCAACGCCAGCGGACAUGCACUACGUGCCACCUCUGUGUCUAAACGACCAACUUCUAAAGGAUCAAUCGCGGCCGCCUCGACCAACUCCUCCAGCAAAAGGUCUAGGGGAGAUGACUUGUCGUCACCAAGAAUCUCGAAGGCUGUGAGAUUCAACAAAGGGGAUGAGGGUGUUCCUGAAGCCCCCCAAGCCAAGGAAAGCGCCGCAGAACCAAAAUUGUCUGACCCAGAGUCUGUUGCUUCUUCGGACAGUGACUCUUCCUCUGACAACGACUCGGAUUCGGACUCUGACUCCAGCGACGAUGACGAUAACAAUGAUGAUGCUUCAUCAAGCGAAGUGGAACCGGCGAAGGAAGUUGUUGAACUUAGCUCCGAGUCCUCUUCUGAUUCUUCUUCGAGUUCUGAUAGCUCCGAUUCGUCGGAUUCGGAAUCUGAAGACGAGGCCCCGCCUGCUCCCAAGGCUCAGCCGCCGCCUGUAAUUAGUGCGCCUGGCGAGGGGUCAAUUCGCACCAAGAAGAGCAAUAAUCGUCUCAAGCUGCGCCGUCGUCUUUCCAAAUUGAAGGCACUUGGCGCUCUGCCAGAUGAAGCGGAUUUUGAUGCACUACGUUCGUGGGAAAAUUCAAGCGGCGGCUGGUUCAAUCCUGAACAGUCUUUGAUUUCUGAAGCACCUGCGAAACCUGUCCCUGAAGAAUCAUCUGCAAAGUCUGCAAAGCAGCUCAAGAAAGAGCAAAAAGAGCAGGAACAGAAAGAAUUUGAGGCCAAACGUCAGAAGCUUCUUCGUGACCUCGCAUCAGGUAAUGGCGUUGACGUGGACCAAACAUCAGAGAAGGAGAAUGUUCCACCUCUUGCGUCUGCUGCAGAGGCUCCAACGUCGGAUCAAGUCUCCACUGGAGAGAAACCAGAAGAGGAGUCUUCAAAAGAAGCCGCGCACAGGCGGACUCUGGAUGUCGCGAGCUCGAGGCGCAUGCUAUUUGGCUCUCUUGGAAUGCGAACCCCGAAAACUAAAGAGGAGGAGGAGGAAACUCGGCAAAAACUGGCCGCCAAAGCCAGUGCAAGUGCACGCCCGCAGCGCCCCUCGCAGGUCUUCCAGGAAAAUGCGGAUCAAAUGGACGAGGAUGAUGACGAUAAUGAGUAUGAGGGCGAUUGGAUGAAUAAGCUUGUUGUCCAUGCUGUUGAGUGUGUCUAUUCCGAUGUUACGAUGACUGCUCCGCCUUAUCCAUUCGUCCAGCGCUGGGAUAAGGAAGCAAAUGCCUCGAUUCGCGAGCAGAAAGGGCCUACCAAAAAGCGAAAGAGAAAGCAGCGCAUCCAGGUCUACAACAAUGAGGAAGAAUAUGAUGAGAACGGAAAUUGGUACGGCGACGACUAUUACCAAGAGGACGACCAGGGUUACCAUGACGGCACGGCCGAUGAUUAUUAUCAAGGACACUAUGGUGGCGAAGCUCAAGGUGAUUACCAGCUCAACUAUGACGAGGGCCCUGAGCCUGAGCCAAGUGCGGCCUCUGAUGAUCUCCCCUUUCCCCCAAGUGACAUGAGCACUGUUCCCGUUCUGAGUCAAAGUGACGUGAAAGUUGGAGCAAUCAUUGUCUUCCGCCAGCUAGACAUGUCCAAGGCCACGAACUGGCAGCCUCAGAUGUCUGGUUAUCGGGUGGCUGAAGUGCGUUCUAUCAAAGGGCAGGGGGUAAUCAAUGUGCUCCUGGCUAAACGAGACCGAAAGCAACCUCAGGCAGAUGAGGAUAAUGAGCUUCGCCAGUUCAGCAAGUUUGAGGUUCCAGACCUUGCGAAUGAGGAGGAAGAAGACGAUGGCUACCGUGAGCUUGCCUUUGCAGAAUUGAGCGAUCCGAAGCUCCUGCGUCCCUCUUCAUCGGGAGGAGAUGAAAAGACCCCAGAAGGUAGCAUUGUCUCUGUAGUCCAAGAAUCCGUACCGAAUGCUGAAUUGGCGCCCGAAAUGGACCUUGAUGAAACCACUUUCGUCACUAUUGGGAACGAAGUCAGCCGUCUUGACUCACCUCGCGAAUCCGCAGAUGCCCCUGGUGAAUCUCAGCAAACACCGGGGGAGCUGCCACAGAUUCAAGUCCAAGCAGGGUCUAAUCCACGUAGCGUGACGCCGCCCAUCCCAUCCCCUUCUUUCACUGGAUUCCAUUCCGCCCGAUCCUGGCAACAAGAGACUCCAGGCCUCGAUGGCAAUCUCGAGGGUCGCACCCUUGUCGGGGGCGAAACUCCGUCCGCCAGGAUAAAUCGCGAUGAAGGACCUUUCAUGCUGUCCUACACUUCAGCUAAUCAAUCUUUUGAUGACACUCCCCAUGAUACCCCCGAUCAACCUGAGCGCCAAGUCGUUGAAACACUUGUUCCGCCUGGCGAGAGUGGCCCAGCUUCUGCCUCACUUCUUUCUACGAUUGAAACCACCGGCGGCAUGCCAAGCUCGCAGAACGUCAAGAAAGAGAGUAUCAAGAACGAGCCUCCACGCAGCUCUGCAGAGUCAUGGGCAGCUAUGCUUGAGAGACUUCGAGGCGGGCCGUCCGAGAUUGAUGAGCUGUUGAGCAUCAGCGACACAGACAUUUCUGGGGAGCCCUUUGGGCCCAAAUCGCCCUCCAAGUCACCCAAGCUACCAAAAAAUACUCAAAAUGGCACUUCCGACUCAGCUGAUCCAACGCACCUCCUCGACUUCUUCUCCCCGGCUGGCUCCAGCCGCCCCAAACAGUCCCAGUCAGCGCGUGAAUCUGCCUCCAGUCGCAUUCCCGAGUCCGAACCCUCCGCCUCCCAGAUUCCCGGCUCGCAAAUGUCCGAGAUCAUUGAUCUCACCUCCAGCCCAGCUGGAUCCCCUGCUCCAGAGCCCAAGACUACCCCCUCGCAGCGCAGGAAAUCUUCGCGCUCUGGGCAGAAACAGGAUCCUCCCCAGUCGCGGCGAUCGCGUGCUUCCACUGGGGGUUCUCGGCCCGCUGUGGUGGUGACCAACAGUCCUGCGCAAUCUCAGAAGAAGAGACGUACAUCGAGGAUGUUCUAA
This is a messenger RNA of Penicillium salamii, 3915 nucleotides long. NCBI's taxonomy places the organism in Eukaryota, Fungi, Ascomycota, Eurotiomycetes, Eurotiales, Aspergillaceae. The record is from the annotation of a GenBank genome assembly.